GUGUUAACGGUCCAACAAGGAAAACUCUUCUGUGUAUCAGGCUUAUGGUUGCGUGUUGAAAGCGUAUCUACAUAAAGAGAGUUAUCUUGCUGCAUGUAGCCUGUGCGAUAAGCCCGAGCAUAAUGGUGGAUACAUAUGAACAGACAAGGAAAGUUUGCCUGCAGAAGUGAAAACUACCCUUGCUGGAAUUAAGCUGGAAAAUGGAACUCAGAAUCGGUCAUAGGGUGGGAUAUACGGAACGAACUGCAUGAGACUGGAAAAUGACGGCGUCCAUGGUGUUUUGUUUGGGGUUCAUUCUCGUGUGUCAAGUUGCAGUUUACGGAUCAGCCAAGGUAUCCAAGUCUACUGUGUUCGGCUCUUCAAGUAACGCUGUGGUUUUAUCAAGGGAUAACACACUGGCUCCAUCACCCUUCCUUACGGACACUCCAUCAUCAGUAUCAGCCUCACCCACAGUGACAACACCCUACCCAGUAACAUCUUCAUUUCAUUCUUAUUUCAUCCUAAGAGAAGAUAAGAUGAAAACAUCUUCAAUAAAACACUCAUCUACAGUACUGACCCUACCAGUACCUUCUAUAAAGCACUAUACACGUACGAUAGGGAAACCAAAGUUUCUGUUUGGAGGAUUACUGUCAUCGCAAUCUUCACCUGGCUGGAUUCAAGGGUCAAUAAACCCUACAGGUGAGACAGCAAUACAGUCAAGCCGAUUACCAACUCCAUGGUCAUCUGUUACACUAUCUACAGCCAAUAAAACCCCGACACUACCGAUACAACCAGGUCAUCGUUUGAUUAGACGGACUUCAAAAGGAGUUCAUCCAUUGGUUGUUCCAACUUUGACAUCAAUAGUCACGCCAACGCCAACGCCAACGUUAUCCUUACCGCAAGUGGAAACAUCCGCAGCUACCACAAAACAUGUGUCAAGAAAACUCAAUACUAAUGGCAUGUUCUUAGAGAAGCUCGUCCAAAACACAAGACCAGAGACAACAGAAUCUCCACCACUUUCUGGUGAAUAUAUUGCAAUAAUAAUCCUGAGCAUCCUUUGUGGAAUUGUGUUGAUGAUGAUAAUCAUCUACAUCAUCUGUACACACAGAUGCUGCAGGGUGAGGUUUCAAGUGGUUACCAUCAGAUGUGGCGAAGAACUGUCCUCUUCUGAAGUGAGUUUGGAGGAUGGUCUUCCAGAUGGACAUACCAACAUGACAAAUUCUGCUUCGUUGUCUCUGGAUGAAACUGGACAAACCUCCUUCAUCGGUACAGAUGUGCAAAACAGCUCACUUGAGAAUUCGCAGUUAGAGGAAACAGCACAAGACCCUUCUAACCAAGACAUGCGUCAGAAUAAUGUGACAGAAUUGAGACAUGUUAUAAAGUCGGAAUACAUGGAUCUGUCAUAUUUCACUUCAAACAGUGACAAAGAAGAAACUGAUACCCUGAACAAGGCAGGACGUGGAGGGCCUGGGUGUGGUGAUGCCCCUGCUGUUAAAGAUGAUAAAUCAACACCUGUAGAAAACCAUUCUAGUAAUAGCAUCAGUACGAAUGAAACUCGUGUGGUUUAUACCAAUGAGAAGCCAGCAACUGGGACGCUGAAAAGACCUAAAUUAUUAUAUGACAAAUAUGGAUACACUCUGGUUAUAAAGACUGGGGAUGAUAAAUUUCGGAUUGCUGAAGAAUCAGAUCACACUAAUCCUUUAAAAGACAGCACAUCGUAUCCCCAUAAUCAUGGCGUGGUAUCAAAAGUUGUACAUAACGCUACCGUAAACAGUCCUGUUUCUAAACAUAAAAGCAAACCAUUUAAUGAACAUGUUCUCCUGCCCAAAACAAAACUCGUAGAACGUCUUGUCGGCAGUAGCCAAUCGGAUCUUCAUUCUGAAGAGGCGAAUCAUACCGAGGAUCCCCUUGUGUCACCAAAGAUAGAGACACACGCCUUCAACCAUUACCUCGACUUAUAUUCUCAAAUAGACGAUGACAGUUGUGGAAAAAAUGGUGAAAUGGAUCUUGUGGAAAAUCUAUCAACAGAAACUGAAGAAAAACAAAGUGGUGAAACACACUUACAAAACACAGGCACGGAUAUAGAACAAGCAAGCGGGUGUGCCGUCAGUAAUACUACCACAACAAGUAGUAAUGUUCUUUUGGAAUCGCUUGACAUUUUGCAGGGAUUGCAAGAAACAACACCAUCAACGGAUGCCAAUUCGGAUUACCAUUCGUCUGGAGAGGAUACAUCCCCUGAGGAAGAUAUUGACAUUAUGGCAUACUUGGUUGAUUAUGUUCCCCCGGAAAAGACUUAUCUUGGUAUCAUUUAUGAGUAUGAGGAGGACGUAGAAUUUGAUGAGCCAGAUAAUGAUCAAAGCAGUGAAUGUGAUGACAGCGAGAUGGAAGAGUCAGCAAAGGAGCAGGUUAAUAAAGAACACGCUAACAGCCUCAAACAAGAGUUAGACAGGAUGAAAACCGAUGAAGCCAUGCCACGGGUAACCGCAACAAAACAGGAAGGGAUUGAAGAUGAAGAUACAGUUGGAAAUUUAGAAAUCCUGCACACACACCAAAUGAACGGUGAACACCAAGCAGACACAGAAGGAGUCCAAAAGCAAGUCCAAGGAGAAGCAGAAACAGAUUCUGUAGACAAACAGAGUGCUGAUGAGGAUGCAACAGGGAAUUGUAGCGAGAGAGUAGACUAUCAAGGAUUGAUACAUACGGCGGAAGGAGAUGACCUAGUUGUUGACGGCAAUGACCACACAUACCCACACGAUUUGCAAGGAAAGGUAAUGUACACACAAGAUACAGGAAACGAGGACGUUCAGCGGCCUGAUGUGGUAAAGAGUGGAAGUGAUACAGGAGAGGAUCCAUUAGUGGUAAAACAGGGAGAAGCACAAGAGAUAGCGCAAGAUGUAGCUCAGAAGGUACCACAAGCGAUAGCACAGGAUGUAUCACAAGAAGUAGCACAGGAGGUAACACAAGAUGUAGCUCAGGAGGUACCACAAGCGAUAGCACAGGAUGUAUCACAAGAAGUAGCACAGGAGGUAACACAAGAUGUAGCUCAGGAGGUACCACAAGCGAUAGCACAGGAUGUAUCACAAGAAGUAGCACAGGAGGUAACACAAGAUGUAGCUCAGGAGGUACCACAAGCGAUAGCACAGGAUGUAUCACAAGAAGUAGCACAGGAGGUACCACAAGCGAUAGCACAGGAUGUAUCACAAGAAGUAGCACAGGAGGUAACACAAGAUGUAGCUCAGGGGGUACCACAAGCGAUAGCACAGGAUGUAUCACAAGAAGUAGCACAGGAGGUAACACAAGAGAUAGUAGAGGAUGUAGCACAACAGGUAGUAGAGGAUGUAGCACAACAGGUAGUAGAGGAUGUAGCACAACAGGUAGUAGAGGAUGUAGCACAACAGGUAGUAGAGGAUGUAGCACAACAGGUAGUAGAGGAUGUAGCACAACAGGUAGUAGAGGAUGUAGCACAACAGGUAGUAGAGGAUGUAGCACAACAGGUAGUAGAGGGGGUAGCACAGGAGAAAUCCUCUGAAAAGCUCAAGGAACAGAAAACAGAACUGGAGAAGGGUGAAGAAAAUAGUGAUGAGCAAGUAAAGACAGAUGGAGAGUUUGAUGAACAUCCUGAUAGUAUCAAAGACACGAUAAUCGAGGAAGCAAGAACUGAUAUCCCAAGAAAUGAACAGGUACUGGAAGGGCAAGAUGAAUUGACAGAAACAGGAACUGAUCAACAAAUACAGGAGGAUUUUGUUAGAGCUGAAGAUCAACUGAAAGGGGACGAGGCGGAAGCAGGUAUAGAAAUGGACGGUGAUGAACAAGAGAAAUAUGUCGAUGAAGCACAGAAAGAAAAAAGUUUUGAGGAGAAACCCUAUGACACUGCAGUGACUGAAAGUCAGAUUAUGGAUAUCGCUAAAAGUACACAAAUAGAACCACACAAGGAUCAUUAUGAUGAUGGUAAUGCUGAGGUACAGCAAUCAUCAGAUGGGGUAGCAAUUCAGGAAGAGAUUGAAAGUGUAAUCCACCUAGAGGCGAAGAACGAAAUGGUGGGUGAAAACCUACAGCAAGAGGGUAAAAUGAAAGAAAACGAAGAUAAGGAACAUGAAGAGACAGAGAACAAUAAUGACUUUUGUGACGGAAGCAGGGAUAUCCUGUUUCUCGAUACAGAAGAGGAGGAAGAAGAUGAAGAUGAUGAUGAUGGUUGGAUGGAUUUAGAUGAACCCAUAUCAAUGGUACUGGCUGCUUGUCAGCUUUCGAGCAACGAUGAUAGUGAUAUUGACGAAAUGGGUUGCGAGGACUCUCGACCAUUUGGCUCCAACUCUCAAGAUGAAGGCGCACAGGUCCUUGAUAAUUGUUUUGCGCGAGAUUAUAUUGAGAGAUUACAAUUUCUUCAACCAACUAAAGGCAUAUUAUGUAAAGAAAGGGAGACUGGAGCAAUUAAUGGAGGAAAACGUGUUUCCAAAAAAGUUAGAUUCAUACUGCCCGAUGAAUGGGAUACAUGUUAGAUAAAUACAAAAUUCAAUACAAACCACAUAACAUCUGUUCACGACAUAUUUCAAAAGAACCAUCUGCCUCUACACCGGAACACUACUGUGAACGAGAAUAAGUCCACUAAUCACAAUUUCUUCACAACUAAAUUGGAUCAGAGAUCAAAUUUGUUGUCUGGGUUCAUUUGCCAUCGUGGAACAUAACUAAACAGAAUAUACACUACAUGAGGCAGAUACGACCAAGUGGAGAUGGAGUCUAUCUGUGACUGGACACACGCUCUGAAACAUAAUCAAAGUCUUCUGAAAUUCGACAAAAACACGAAAUACCCUGUAAUUGUGUUUCGAGAACAUAAUCAAGAACAGCAAUGCGUUGCUAUGACGAGACACGAAUGUGCCAUUCUAUGUACUCUCAAAUAUUGUGUUCACGUGAAGGUCCGGGUUAGAAUGAGCCUUCAGUAACCCAUGCUUGUCGUAAGAGGCGACUGACGGGAUC
This is a messenger RNA of Haliotis rubra (blacklip abalone), 4950 nucleotides long. RefSeq lists its product as uncharacterized. The record is from RefSeq and is a predicted model, not a curated record. NCBI's taxonomy places the organism in Eukaryota, Metazoa, Mollusca, Gastropoda, Lepetellida, Haliotidae. Bases 261 to 4475 code for a protein of 1404 amino acids. The transcript has 5 exons.